AUGGCGAAACAAGUAUUCGCGUCACUGGCCUCCAAACUGAGGAAAAGGGGCAUCGCAGCUAAAGAUGCAGCUGAAGCUAAGUUCUUGCAUAAAAGGGAUAUAAACCCGAAAUCUACCCUGCGCGAGUUUUUUCUUUAUUUAGUUUUCCUUUUGGAUCUAUCUAUAUUAACCUUUGGAAUGGUCAAUACCAACAUGUAUUUCUUCACCAAAGUUAUGUCUGAACUCUUCCUGGAAACAAAAUCCUUUAUCAAUGGCAUAAACUUCAAAACAAUAAGAAAUAUAGAGAACUUCUGGGAGUAUACAGAGGGACCACUCCUGGAUAGUCUUUACUGGAAAGAAUGGUACAAUGGCCAGCCUUUGUAUCAAGGCGAGAACUACAUAUAUUAUGAGAAUAUCCUUUUAGGACACCCUCAAAUUCGACAGAUAAGAGUGCGCAACAAUAGUUGUUCAAUUCAUGAAUAUUUUCAGAAGAUGUUUAAAGAUUGUUAUGAUGCUUAUACAUUUGGAAAUGAGGAUCAAUCACCAUUUGGCCCUAGAAGUGGAUCAGAAUGGGAAUAUCGUGCUCCUAAUAAUGAGUUUGAGCUGUGGCACUGGGGUAGACUUGGUACAUAUGGCAAUGGAGGAUACAUUUUUGAAUUGACAAGGGAUAAAGUUGCCACUGCUGGGAAGAUUAAACAACUUAAGUCAAAACUUUGGCUUGAUAGUGGAAGCAGAGCUGUCUUUAUAGAUUUUACUGUCUAUAAUGCAAACGUCAACUUGUUUACUGCAAUCAGGUUGUUGGUGGAAUUUCCAGCAACUGGUGGAGCUAUCCCUUCCUCCGAGCUUUUCGCAGUCAAACUCCUACGAUACGUUUCGAACUUCGAUUACUUUCUAGCUGCCUGUGAAAUUAUCUUCUGUUUCUUUAUCUGCAACUAUUUGUUCCAAGGAAUCAUAGCCCUUCAGUCUUACAGGAUGGCAUACUUCAAGAACUUUUGGAAUUGUUUGGAUUUUUUAAUUGUGCUGUUUUCUUUAUUAGCCGUUUUUUACAACAUCUAUCGUACGAUAAAAGUAAGCUUACUACUCGAGCAAUUUCUGGAAAAUUCCAACUCCUAUCAAAAUCUCCACUUCUUGGCUUACUGGCAGAAUCGAUAUAAUGUCAUCAUUGCAUUUACUGUUUUCAUUGCAUGGAUAAAGAUUUUCAAAUACAUUAGCUUCAAUAUGACCAUGACGCAACUGUCUACAACCCUGUCUCGCUGUGCCAAAGGCAUUGUUGGAUUUGCCAUAAUGUUUUUCAUAGUAUUUUUUGGAUAUGCUCAGUUAGGUUACCUUAUCUUUGGUACUCAGGUGGAAAGUUAUCACACUUUUGGCAACUGCAUUUUUACACAGUUUAGGAUUAUUCUCGGAGACUUUAAUUUCCAUGAAAUUGAAAAUGCAAACCAAAUCCUUGGACCUGUUUACUUCAUCACAUUCGUAUUCUGUUUAUUCUUUGUACUGUUGAAUGUGUUCUUGGCUAUCAUUAAUGACACCUAUUCUGAAGUCAAGGAUGACAAAACAUUAAAAGAAGUAGAUUUUGACAUUUAUGAUGUGUUCAGAAAGGGCUACUAUAGCUUCCUUUUGAGUCUCAAUCUAAAAAAACCAUCAUCUCUUGCCCAACGGCCGGCUAUCUCCAAGGGUGGCAAGGAAACUCAGAAAGCUCCAGAGGAUGAUUUUGAGAAGUAUGACCCAAAUUCUGCAUUUUAA
Messenger RNA from Hemiscyllium ocellatum (epaulette shark), 1719 nucleotides. RefSeq names its product polycystin-2-like protein 1. Gene Ontology annotation, cellular component: membrane. The record is from RefSeq and is a predicted model, not a curated record. Bases 1 to 1719 code for a protein of 572 amino acids. Gene Ontology annotation, molecular function: calcium channel activity; calcium ion binding. Lineage: Eukaryota; Metazoa; Chordata; Chondrichthyes; Orectolobiformes; Hemiscylliidae. The transcript has 11 exons. Gene Ontology annotation, biological process: detection of mechanical stimulus.